Molecule: messenger RNA, 795 nt
Organism: Rangifer tarandus platyrhynchus (Svalbard reindeer)
Lineage: Eukaryota; Metazoa; Chordata; Mammalia; Artiodactyla; Cervidae
Source: the annotation of a GenBank genome assembly
AUGCCCGCGGGAGGCUCAGAGGACCGAGGGCCGCGGUCCGCGGCGGGCCCGAAUCAGACACCUCCGGGGCCACGUGUCCCUGAGCCACAAACGGGAGUGGGCAGGGGGGGCGCCAACAGGGGGCGGGCCUGGAGAGGCCCAGGCCGGGAGGGCGACGAGACCUCCGCGCCCCUCAGCCCAACCCCAAGCCCAGGCAUGCACACCCGACCGGCCGCUCGGGGUCCGGAAACACUCCAGACCCCCGUGCCGGGCCAGGUUUGCUGGCCAGGGUUGCCGGUGUGUGGGGACGGGGUGGUUUCGGCUGGGCUGUGGCCGGCACGCCCCGUGGAAAGGGCCCCGGCUGCGCUCCGCUUAUGCCCGCGGGAGGCUCAGAGGACCGAGGGCCGCGGUCCGCGGCGGGCCCGAAUCAGACACCUCCGGGGCCACGUGUCCCUGAGCCACAAACGGGAGUGGGCAGGGGGGGCGCCGACAGGGGGCGGGCCUGGAGAGGCCGAGGCCGGGAGGGCGACGAGACCUCCGCGCCCCUCAGCCCAACCCCAAGCCCAGGCAUGCACACCCGACCGGCCGCUCGGGGUCCGGAAACACUCCAGACCCCCGUGCCGGGCCAGGUUUGCUGGCCAGGGUUGCCGGUGUGUGGGGACGGGGCGGUUACGGCCGGGCUGUGGCCGGCGCGACCCGUGGAAAGGUGAGGCCGGCUGGCUCGACACGGCACAUCAGGGCGAAAACGAGGCGCAGCGCAGGGUUUUUAAAGGCCCCUGGCGACAGCCGCCUCCAUCUAAGAUCAUACCACCUUGA